AUCCUUGGCUUUUGUCCUCCCUUUGCAGAUAGAGGGGCACCACUAUUUGCGUCAGUACCUGAGGACACUGCUGUUUUAAUUAUUGAGAUGAAAAUCCAUUUUUAAGAUCGUAAAGAUAAUGUAUUACAUUGGUGUUUAUCUUUAGAAGAACAUGAGUUGGACUUAGUCUAUUAUGGGUGCGAAGAUCAUCAUGAAAGUAGCUAACAAGUUCUCGCUUUACUGGAAUGGAUUACACAUUGCGCCUUGAACGUACUUUCAACGUUCAACUUCUCUAAGCUACAUUGCACAGCUGUCUUUGGAGAUCACCAAACUCUGAAAGGACUUUUUUUUUUUACUUUAACUAGUUGAUAAUCAUGGCUCUAAUGAAGGUAAAGUUUGACCUGAAGAAACGGGUGAAGCUGGCCCAGAUGCUAUGGCUCAUGUACUGGUUUUCCAUUAUGGCCGGAGUGCUGGUCUUCAGCAUGGGCCUUUUCUUUAAAAUUGAACUGCGCAAGAGAAGCGAACUUAUGGACAACAAUGAGAGUCAUUUUGUACCCAACAUUCUAAUUGGUGUGGGUCUUUUGGCAUGUUUUCUCAAUGCCUGUGGAGGCAAAAUCUGCUACGACUCGCUCGACUCCACCAAGUUUGUGAAAUGGAAGUCCAUUUUGAAGCCCUUUCUCAUUUGUUGUUUGUUCUUCAACUUCCUCCUCAUUGUCACAGCGGCUAUGUGUUUUGCCAUGCGCAUUCCUCUAGAGUUUACACUUGCUGAGGGCCUGAAAAAUGGAAUGAAGUACUACAAGGACACCGAUACACCUGGACGCUGCUACAUGAAGAGAACUCUGGAUCUCAUGCAGAUAGAGUUUCGCUGCUGUGGCAACAACAACUACAAAGAUUGGUUCGAGAUCCAGUGGGUGAGCAACCGGUACCUGGACUUCAGCUCCAAGGAAGUCAAAGACCGGAUCAGCAGCAAUGUGGAUGGAAAAUACCUAAUGGAUGGAGUUCCCUUCAGCUGCUGCAACCCUAGCUCUCCACGGCCCUGCAUCCAACAGCAAAUAACCAACAACUCGGCUCACUACAGCUAUGACCACUACACCGAAGAGCUAAACAUCUGGAAACGUGGCUGCCGAGACGCUCUGGUGUCCUACUAUGGCGGAAUGAUGAACACUAUUGGGAUACUUGUGCUGAUGGUCACCCUCUUGCAAAUUGCUGUAAUGAUUGGACUUCAGUACGUAAACACCUCUCUGUCCACACUGGUCAACCCAGAAGACCCUGAGAGUGAGAGCGAGGGCUGGAUCCUGGAGAAAACUGUCAAAGAGACCUUCACUGACAUCAUGGCUAACAUGAAGGCCAUGGGCAAAGGCAAUCAAGUGGACGAGGAGGCAAAUGAAGAGGCUGUUGCCACUGUGAGCUGAGCGAGCCCCGCCCACCAGACUUUGGCCACACCUACCUGAGGUAGAGAGCUGUGGGACACAGCCUAAAACUGUAACUAUAUCACUCACACUACGUAAAGUGUAGACAAAGCCAAUUAAUGAGGAACUGGUGAAGAAAAAAAAUCUAAAUACAAACUUUUGUAUGUUUGUAUGUUAUGAUAGUAUGUAAGUAUGUUAGAAUUCCAUAUUAUGGUGAAAUUACCCAAAAAAAAACACAUUAAUAUCCAAAUGAUUGACUUGUAAAGAAUGGCUUUAAAUAUAAUCAAUCAAAAUGUCAUUUUUGCCAGCUUUGCUUCUUCCUUUGACUUUGUACUUUGCUACAUAAACUCUAAACAAUUUUAUAGUCAUAUUUUAUUUAAUAUUUGAGUUGAUAUUCAACCUAAGAAUGGCUUGUCAGGGAUUUGGAAUAGUGUGAAAGAUAUAAAUAUGGAAACUAGCCUCAGUACACCGAGUCCUUCUAUUUAUUAGGAGUAAACAACACCAUGUGUCAUAUGACAGGUAUGACAAAUGAAAAGAAAACACUUUUUAAAUCACCUUUUAAAGAAGCUAGACAGGUGUUUUUCACCCUUGUGGAUUUAGGUAUGAAAUGUGUGCAAGUGAGAGUGCACAUACUUUUGACAGAUGGAUAAAGAGACAAGAAGUUAGAUGUUUUGUUUUAUUUUAAAGUAAUGCUUUAUAAAAAAAAAAAUAAAAGUUAUUUUUUGAAGUACCGGGAUUGUGAAUUGGGAAAGGGUAUUAAAAAAUGUAAAUAUAUUUUUGUGACCUGUCUGAUGAUGAGUACACUGCUAUGUUCAGCGUCAGAUAACACAUGAUUUCAUGAGCACUAAAAGCUGAUUUUGCAGGUUUAGGAGAAUAGCAACAUUUGAGGCCCCAAUAUGCGCUAUGGUACAGAGGGAGAACCAGGUACAGGGUGCGGGGAUGCUUGAGAAGGCCCCUGGAGUUGAGGAGACAGCUUAAGACUGGCAGCUAAACCCUGACCUGUGACUUCUGCAUUCCCACUGCUCGGAGCUCCUGUGCUUUUACAUCCGCACAAUUACUCCAAGAAACGUCCCACGCCAGAGACUGAAACUCUAUGCUCAAACCUGUAAUUUUUUGUAAUUAUUUUAUUUCAAUUCUAAUUGUGUCUAUGUAAACAGUGUAGAAUUUGUGUAGAACUUUUUUGUAAAAUUACUUGUAAGAAAAGUUGACAUUAUUAGAAUGGUGUUUGGUGCGUAGUGUUU
Molecule: messenger RNA, 2629 nt
Organism: Sinocyclocheilus grahami
Lineage: Eukaryota; Metazoa; Chordata; Actinopteri; Cypriniformes; Cyprinidae
Product: peripherin-2-like
Exons: 3
Coding region: 354-1391 (345 amino acids)
Biological process (GO): visual perception
Cellular component (GO): plasma membrane
Source: RefSeq, a predicted model, not a curated record